Microcebus murinus (gray mouse lemur) is the source of this 3506-nucleotide messenger RNA. NCBI's taxonomy places the organism in Eukaryota, Metazoa, Chordata, Mammalia, Primates, Cheirogaleidae. The record is from RefSeq and is a predicted model, not a curated record.
GCGGGCGAGCUAGGGGCGCGGCGGGGGAGGAAAACCGAAACUAGCUUUGCUUGGCGUUAGGGAGUUUUCUAACUUCCGAGGACUCGCUCAGCCCCAUCCGCAGCCCCUUCUCGCUACUCAGAGUCCAGACCCGGAAGGGGUCGCUGCAGACGGGAUCUCCGGCCCCAAGACCUGUCCCCUCCGCCACCCCCUCUCUCCUCGCUCUGCGGAGUGACAUUUGGAACCACCCACCCCCUCCCCAGACCGCGACUCUUUUAAAUAAAUCCAGUAGUUAAUCACUUGAGCUGAGCUGAGCCUGGGGCUCCUUUGAUUCGGAUCCCGUUUUCUGUUGCUGUUGUUGCUAAUGUCCGCUGUGCGGUUUUCCCCCAGUCGUCUCCAAACAGGAAGUUCUCACCGAGGGCGGCUCGGGCCGGGCGCCCGCAGGGCAGCCUGAGCUAACCCGCCGCGGACUCGCGCGGGGUUUCCACCUCGGCACCAGUCGCGCGGGGCGGUGCAGGUUCGCACUCUCUGCACUACCUCUUCAUGGGUGCUUCAGAACGGGACCUUGGGCCUUCCUUGUUUGAGGCUUUGGGCUACGUGGAUGACCAGCUGUUCGUGUACUAUGAUCAUGAGAGUCGACGAGCAGAGCCCCGAGCCGCGUGGGUCUGGAAUAGAACCUCGAGCCAACUGUGGCUGCAGCUGAGUCAAAACCUCAAAGGGUGGGAUCAUAUGUUCAUUGUUGACUUCUGGACUAUCAUGGACAACCAUAACCACAGCAAGGAGUCCCAUACCCUACAGGUGAUCCUGGGCUGUGAGAUGCAAGAGGACAACAGCACCAGGGGCUUCUGGAAGUAUGGGUAUGAUGGGCAGGACCACCUCGAAUUCUGCCCUGAGACUCUGAAUUGGAGAGCAGCAGAGCCCAGGGCUGAGGCCACCAAGCUGGAGUGGGAAGUGCACAAGAUUCGGGCCAAGCAGAACAGAGCAUACCUGGAGAGGGACUGCCUUGAGCAGCUUAAGCAGUUACUGGAGCUGGGGAGAGGUGUUCUGGACCAGCAAGUGCCUCCUUUGGUGAAGGUGACUCAUCAUGUGACCUCUGCAGUGACCACUCUUCAGUGUCAGGCUUUGAACUUCUACCCCCAGAACAUCACCAUGAAGUGGCUAAGGGACAGGCAGCCACUGGAUGCCAAAGAGUUUGAGCCUAAGAAUGUGCUGCCUAAUGGGGAUGGGACCUACCAGGGCAGGGUAGCCUUGGCUGUGCCCCCUGGGGAAGAGCAGAGAUACACUUGCCAAGUGGAACACCCUGGCCUGGAUCAGCCCCUCAUUGCCACCUGGGAGCCCUUGCCAUCUGACACCCUGGUCAUUGGAGUCAUCAGUGGGAUUGCUAUUUGUGUCAUUAUCUUCUUUGUUGGAGCUUUGUUCAGAAUAUUAAGGAAGAGGCAGCCUUCAAGAGAAACCAUGGGGGACUACGUCCUAGCUGAAUGCGAUUGAUGUGCAGCCCACAGACCCAUUGUGGGGAAAAGAAAAAACUAGAGACUCAAAGAGGGGCACACUUGUGGAGCUCUUCAUGUUCAGGACAGAGUUGGACCCAACAGACAGAAACUGCAUGAAGAACUCUUUGCUUUUAGCCUUCCCUAUUCAUUUUCUCAAAAAGAUUUCCUCAUUUAGGUUUUUGAGCUCCAGCAUGCCAGUGACCCCAGCUGUGACCUCUCCCCCAGAGCUGUCUGUCAUGAAUCUCAAACUGCAUAGAGAGGCUUCCUUCAUUUCCUCCAUCACCUCUGACUCCAUACAGCUAUCUCAUCUCCUACCUCUGGAAGAGGGCUGCUUAAACCUUGAGGACUCACAAGUCAUUUUAACGUAUGAAAACAUGAGAAAAGCUAUGAACCUUCUUCACCCUGGGACAUGCACACUCAUAUCCCUACCAGAAUUUUGCACACAUAUCCAGGCAUUUCCUGGACUUAUUUACCUUUCCUUUGAAUCUUUUCUUUGUUAUCCAGUAACUCAUCUGUCACCAAGCCUUGGGGACUCUUCCAUCAAAGUGUGAUCUGUGUCAUUGUGCAUCUGUGAAGGCUGGGGAAUGCACAAACUUUCCUAGAAAAGGCAUCAUGGAUGUUUAUGUCUAUUAUGAUGGGUGGUUUAGCAAAUGGGAGGAAAGUGUCUUGAAGGCCCUUGGGGAGUGGUGUCUUUUUCUAAUUUGCACAGAGAUGUCCUAUAGGCUUUCAAAGAUUAAGGAUGCCUACAUCUGCAAUGCUGCUCUGGUAUUCCAAACCUGAAGUACCACAAUAAUUUUCCACCUGAUCUCUGCUGACUCUCCUUGUUCUGAUAAUGAAAAUCAUGAUAAAGAUUGUGGUAAUAAUGAUAAUGUGGCUAAUAAUUAUUAAAAAUAAAAACACUUAGUUGGUGCCAGACUGUGUUCGAAGCACCUACUUACAUGCCUUACUACAUGGUAAGCACUAUUAUCUACAUUUUUUUUUUCAUUUUUUGUUGGAGAAAGUGAAAUACAGAGUGUCUCAUAGCUUGCGGGGAUGGAGACAGGUUUCAAACACAGUCAUUCUUGCUGUUUGAUCCAUCUCACUCCCCACUGCAUUUUGGUGGUUUUUAGAUGCACAGAGUUAAUGGAGAGGGACGGAGAUGGCUAUGGAGAUGGCUCUUCCCUUGUCUCAUUGUGCUUCUUCUCAGUGAGCUCUAACCAAAUGAAGAGAAACAGGAGAAAACAAGCUAUUGAUCCUCAGAUGCCAUGUUUUCUUUCAAAGUCCCUGUGGGAAGUCCCUGGAAUGUGGCUCCUUUUCUCCUCUCUUGCUCUCUCUGGCGUCUAUAUCUCUGGACCCCAUACAAGGACAGUGAUUGGUGGGGACACUUAGUGGCUGUGCUGGGCUUUAGACACAGUGUUCUCACUCAGUGCUUCCUGAGUGGUAUUUCCCUUGAUGAACUGGAGCAACCUGUCUCAUUUUGAGAUGGUUAAAACAGAAACCACCAAAUGGCUUGAAGGAUGCCCAAGCAUCAUCUUGCUGGCGUCACUAGGAUUCUGGUUCUUAUCUCCAAUUGUGCACAUUCAACAAAAAUUCAUCUAACCCAGCCACUCAGGAAUUACUGGAUACUGGGAAAGAGAUUAAUCUGACAUAUCAUACAUAUAUCUCCAGAGGGCAUGUAUUUACUUUAUGCUAUUACAUACAUUGGGCUGCAUAGCUGUGGUACAAGCACGCUGUCUUGGAGGGCAGAUGCCCAUCAGGAGACCAAGCACAGCUCAAAAAUUUGUUUUGUAGGUACUGAAUUUGGGUGAAGAGAUCUCAACAUUUUUGUAAAAACCUUUUUUGCUUUUGUCUUGUUAUGAAAGUUAUGUAGAAAAAAGCAAAAGUAAUUUGUGCUCAUUGCAGAAAAGUCAAAAGAUGAAUAAAAGUAAAGCUAUUAUUUAAUUAGCCAGUGAUCAACUUUAUUAACAACUUGCAUAUUACCUGUUAGUAUUAUUGCUGUAUGAAAAUAUAUAAAAUUAACAAAUACAUAUAUUUUAAUAAAUGUAUAAUUGUGUUGUA